CCCGGUGUCUUCGAAGUCGCGAAUGUCGUUUUCCGCAAGUACACGACUCGCUGUGUGGAUGGAUGGUCCUCCUGCCCGCCCAAGAUAAACAGAAGAAAGUGGCUGUUUGCUGAGCCUGAUGAUAGCAGUCGACCGGCACUCAACACACGCGCUCCGACACACGUUUAGCGAACAAGUGAGAGACUCUGCUGUUUCCUCGUAGAAACCUUGUCAUCUCGAGUGGCAAGCCCAAUCCCCUUCUUUUUUAACUCUGUGUGUCUCCAACCUGCCCAGCAACCAACGGUCUUUUCAACCCUUUCCAGUCAGGACACAGCGCUCCGGGUGAAACCACAAGAUUUACGUGCUUUGGCACCUGAUUCAGUGCCAAUCUCGCUGCUUGUGAACGUGGAAAGAAACAGUUGAAACGUAGCUUCCUUUGCGCACUUUGGUGUGCAGUGGCAGAACGAGCACACCGCUUUAUGCGCGAUGAUCUUAUGCGUCCACAUUGCCAUAACUCGAAUCGAGUAAACAGGCACGUUCAAGUGCCUAGAACACUGAAUACAAAUCCAUUGUGGAGAAACUGGAGAGACAACAGAGCAUGCAAUGACACGCUACCGUAAAACCCCGAGUUUCCCUUCUUCACUGCCACGGCCGCCCUUUCAGUUCUCCACGAAAACGCGUAGAAACACUUUUUUUCCCCGCCGCUUGCUCUCUUUCUCCUCUCUAGCGAUUUUUUCGUUCAACGCUCGGCCAAGGGGAACUGGCGUUUCUGUUCCAGCUAAAUACACGCUUCUUCUUCGACUUUGCCCCCGUUGUGCUCUCCGUGCCACACCAGCGACGGUUGACCCGCCAACGACGCCGCGUGAGCCUUCUUCGUGGCUUCCAGAGCGCGGGGUAGAUUGUCGCGCUUUGUUUUUUUGCUUUUCCCUUCUCCUUCACGCUCUUCUUUUGCAUGCGAGAGGAAACGUUCCGGCCCGUGGUCUACACACCGCUUCUUUCUCCACGAGGCACUUGAAAGAUUUAUCCCGCGCUCCCCGGUGCUCGUCUCGUCUCUUGAGUUCUCCGAAACAGCCAGCAGCCAAGACCGAGCUCACUUUUCCGCCGGAGCAGCUAGGUAUCCCCAAACCAUUUGAUUCGUCUUUCUUCGCCCCGGAGCAGCUGAAUCUUGCGAACGUUCCUUAAAAAAUAAGACAGGGAAUCGCCGUAACCCCGGGACCCGGGCCUGUACCGCUCUUCAACGGUUUCUCGAAGAAGACGCGCCUCUCUGUCACUUUGUCUUUCCCCUUUCUCUGUCUACUUCGUGGUUGUUCGAGGUUCCAAGGAAGAGGAAAAGGGGGCCUAACUUUUCGCCUUCCGCUUCUUUGCGUCCCCAGUUCCGCUGUCUAUACCGCCUCCACCAUUACGUGUCGACCGCCGGUGAUAACAAAGGAGCUCUUUCUGGAAAUGCCUUCCUUCCUGAGAACUUGCAAGAACGAAGGAUAUCCUUCUGUGUAAAAAUCCGUGAUAAGUCGCCCUAACCGAUAACACCAUCGUCCACAGCUGCACAGAAACAACGUACAAAUUCCUAUAUACGUAUAAGUAUAUAUAUAUAUAUAUAUAUAUAUAUAUAUAUAAUUUUUGGUGUAUAGUUCAUUGAUGUCACUAUCUGGCUGUGUCACUGCAUUGAAGCAUUGGCUGUACUUGAGGAGUUGAAAAUGAGUUCGGCACAGCGAAGGGGAGUCCGAAAGAUGAGCGUGUCGCGUCUCUCUUCUUUCUCUUAGAACACCCGGACAUGGGAGCUGCUUUUCCACACAGUCGCCCCCUCUGGUCUACCGUUUUUCUCUUUUUUCAACUUCCAUCUUCGUCUUCUCUCUCGCAUAUCUGCUAACCUUGGUCUCUCUCGCCGUCUCCGCUGCCUCGUUUUCGCGAGGGCCUUCCCUGAGUCAACAUGUCGUUUUCCUCAUACGCCGCGGACGCCUCGCUGGGGCGCGACCGCGGUCGAGCCGAGGGCCCUGGAGCCCAAGGCUUCAAGGAGCGCUCCUCUCUAUCUCCUUCCGGAGCUGGUGACCGGCGGCUGUCGGGAUCGAGUGAAGGCGAACGCGCCUCGGACCGCGUCGACGAUGGUCGUUCUUCACCUGCGCCAGCUGUCCCUGCUGCGGACUGUUCUUCUUCCUUGCAACCAUCCAUUUACUGGAACACUGCGUCUCUCUCUUCUCGCCCUUCUGGUCGACUUCCCUACUCCGCAGUUUCUUCUUCGACUGCAGAUGCACACGCCGCCUUCUCGGGCGUCUCCUCCUCCUCCAUGUCUUCCUCGCAGUGGCUGCCUGGCGAGGCCGGAGAGAAUCCGUUCUCGGCUGCAUGCAACACCCAAGAAUGGAGUCGCGUCACUGACGUCGGACAUUCUCCGCGCCUUCCUCGCGACGUCGACCUCCUCGGCGCCAGCGUCCACACCCUCGCCGCCAGCACCUGCUACGACGGCGCGAGCAGCGCGCUCUUCUAUCCGAAUAUAAGACUUUCUUCUGGGCCUGCCCAGGGAAGCAAUCCAUUUGCGGCGCCUGUAGGGACCGAGGGAGACCGCAGCAGGUGGAGAGACCGCGACCAGGCCUUUGGUGUAGCGCCUAGGGUCGAUGCUCUUCGUGGAUACACAGGCAACAUGUCGCGCCCCAGAGUCUUAGGAGAAACCGCCUACGAUCCACAUGCGUACUUCGCACAAGAUGAAACUACAGAGAUACACUCCCCAGCGGAAAGUGAAAGCCGCGGUUCGUAUCAGCCGCCCUGUUUGUCUGCGUUCACGGCGUCCGCGUCUUCCGCGCCGCUGCGCAUGUCGGAGGGUGUUUCGCUCUCGCGCGGAACUGCUGCCUACGCGUCGUCAGUGUCAUCCCGUUCGCGACUCGCGUCCACACCUGCUCGCGAGUCCGCGCCUGGCGGCUUGUUCCCGCAGGAAACGCCUUCUGAGUCCUCCAUGCGACACACCUCUACGUCGGACUCGACUCAGAGGUUGAGACGCCUGGCGUCUGCCUCUGAAGAAUUUCCAGAGUGGUGCGUCAGCUGGGAGCAUCCUUUUCUGAAACGCAGUCCACUGGACGUCAGUCGCGGACCCCUGCCUCGGAGAAGGUGCACGGACCUCUUCUUCUUUGUCCUUCUCCUCUGCUGCUGGACUGCAUGCGCUGCGGCGCUGCUCCUUCGCCUUGCUCCUUCAGCCUCGCCUCUCGCCCGCCUUUCCGCCGGUAUCGACUGGACAGGCCGCGUCUGCGGCUACGACCCCGGCGUCGAAGACUUUCCGCUCGUCUACUGGCCUGCAAAGAAACAACCGGAAACACCCAUUGACCAGGAACUCUCUGCAUGCAGCAUCCUCCCUGUCUGCACCAAGCGCUGUCCAGUUUCCUUUUCGUCUGAGAGAGAGAAAGGAGUCUGUCCGCCCGACACCGAGGCUGCAGGACUCUGCACCUGGUACAGUGCAGGUCCGGCAGCGCUGCUGCUUCGCCGCUACUGCCUCUUCGUGGACGCGGACGGAAAGGCGCAAGACCACGGUCUCCUCUCUUCCUGGGUUCGGUGGGUCGCCGACGUCGACCUCGCCUGGCCGCUCGUGCUCGCUGCUCCCGCGGCUGCACUUCUUCUCGGCUAUUUCUUCUUGUGGCUCCUACAAAAAGCCGCACACGCCGUCGUUGCCGGCCUCGUUCUCCUCCUUGAGGUUCUGCUGCUCGGCGCGGCCUACGAAUUCUACUGCGCCUAUGCCGCCUCGAGAGCCUUGCUCCUUUCGUCGUCCUUUUCUCCGAACACACACCCUUUCGAUCUCUCCUCUCCGAUCGACACUGCCUUCGUUCCCCUUUCUUCUCCUGCUGCUCUCCCUGCUUCGUCUCUCUCUUCUUCUCUCCCUUCUUCUCUCCCUUCUUCGCUCUCUUCUUCUCUCCCCGUUUCUCUUCCUUCUUCACUCUCUUCACUCUCUUCGCUCUCUUCUUCGGAGUCUCUGAGCAAGUCGGCGUUUGUGGGGCUUCCGUUGGCGGUCGGGUCCGGCGCGGGGAAUUUAUUUCUAAUGUGUCUGUGUUGUCUCGCGGCUCUUCUAGUCGCGUUCUUCGCGCUUUUUUUCCGGCGAGAACUGCACGUUUCGACGUCCGUUCUGACGGCCUCUGCGACGCUGCUGCAGCAGGCGCCGUCGAAGUUCCUUCUUCUCGUGCCCCUGGCGGCCGCGACUGCUCUCGCCUCCCAGGGCGCGCUCGUGGUUGCCGCCGUCUCGCACCUUGCGGCUCUCGGGCCGAUUCCGACCUUGCCAAUCAGCGCAUGCAUUCCCUCCUUGAGUCCGUGGGUGCGAUUGCCGCUUCUUUCCUCGUCCUCGGUGGCGCUCCUUCUCGCGCUCCUCUUCGUCGCCCUCUGGACAGGCGCUUUCCUCAACGCCAUUUCGCGGAUGAUCGUCUCCUAUUUCGCCUCCGCUUGGUAUUUCAUGCCUCGCCACAUGCACGGUCGUCGGGAAUGCUUGAAAGCGAAAGCGGCGGAGGCAGUCAAGGUCGUGUUUUCCUACCACCUCGGCUCGGCUGCUCUUGGAGGCCUCAUUCUCUCUUCUGUGCAAAUGCUGAAACUUCUCUUUGGCUGGGCGCGCUAUCGAGCAGUGCGCCGCAACCACUCAGUCUUCAAGCGGAUUUUGUGCCGAGUCUCCAACUGCGUCGCGUGUCUGUACACCCCAGUCAAGUUUGUGACGCCCACGGCCUUCAUCUUCGUCGCGCUCCUCGGCCAGCCGUUUCUGCAGGCUUCGUGGACGGCGAUCGCGACGCUAACAAGGAAUCCUGCUGCCACCGCGUUCGUGUGGCAGAUCGGCUGGCUGCUGCAACUCGUCGGCCAGCUCUCGAUUUCCAUUUGCGUCGCCUGGUGUACAUACACCCUGCUGCCGAUGUUUCCAAACACGUACAGCCAGUUGUCUUCUUUGUGGGCGCCAGUCUUUGUGGCCUUCGUCUUGUCACUCUACGUGGCCAGCAUCUGCAUGCACGUCUUUGGCUUGGCUGCCGACACACUCCUUCAGGCGUUUUUGGCCGACCGAGAAAUGUCUUUGCAAGAUGGAAAAUACACUGCGGAGCACGCGCCUGCAGCUCUCCGGACUCUGGAUCGUUACAUGCUUCGGACUCGUCCUCAGGGGCGCCUGCGUCGCGUCUAAUGUUUUCUUUUCAAGUAUUUCGCUUUUUUAGUCUCCUCGAUUUUUUGUCUCUUGCGCGCGCGUUUCUCCUCUUGGAUUGUCUCUUUUCACUUGUUUCUCCGUCUCAUCGCCCAUCGCGUUUCUUUCUUUGGACGAGGAAUUCGUCUUUUCUGCGAAGACUCAACUUGGGGUGAGUGGACGGGAGGCAGUUCUGCCUGUGGAGAAGCAUUCCUCUUCUGAUGUUUGCGUUUUUCGAAGAAAUUCAACUCGUGAAGGAGUUUCUCUUUCUGGGGAGAGAUGCAUACAUCUCCUGGAGGCCUGCCGCAUCUACGCAUGCAUUCUCCUUCUCUUCCGUUCUACAUAUGUACCCCGGUACAUACGUAUACAGACAAAUGCAUACCCAUAUCCAUAGAGACACACGUCCAUGUUUAUGUAGAGUGGUGUUAUCUGUGAACGAACUGAGUAUCUCUCUUUCGCAGAAGUCGAACUGUUUUGCGUAGAUGAGAAAGGACAGUAGAAGAAGUAGCAACCCAUGACACGUGAGAAUGCCAGUUCGCUGUUGUUGCGCGUUUUUUUCUGGAUUCGGGCGGCUCCAGCGCCGUCGGUGUGUGGGGAGAAGUUUUUUGCUGGGGAAAGUUAGGACCUUUCUUCAUCCCUUCACAAUACAUGCAAAACUCGACUGACGGGGAAGCCGACCGAACGCCCAGCUUGCUCCUGAGACUGACUAUGCCACCUGGGGACCUAGUAGAGACACACACAACCUCUCAUUCUCUCGCUCUGAUUCUACAUUCCUAUCAAAGUACAAAUAUAUAUAUGUAUAUAUAAACAUAUUUACCAAUAUAUGUAGAGGUAGCAUGGUAGUGAACUAGUUACAUUCCCGAAAGAGGAAUAGACAUCUGGGCGCGUGCGACAUCGCCAUAUGUAUGUUCCUUCAUUCUACAAGUCUACUCGAAGCUAUAUCUGUACUCAUAUAUAUAUAUAUAUAUUUGUUCGUGUGAAAAAACUGUGAGUCACGUUUGAUGCUAGAUGCCCCUGGACGAUGGUCACCUGACCAACAAGAGGUGGGUGUAGCAGAACGGUUCUCUCACUCCUUUUUCUGCUUGUGGUCUUGAUUCGUGUUUCACACGGAAGGCCGCUCACGAGGUUGUCUCUCCUGGAUCUUUUGCGGUCGCUUCAGAAAACGUUUUUUCACCUCUGUAGUGUGCGAGGGAAACUGGACCUUGACGAAAGCGCGCCUGCACACUUUACUUUUUUCUGUUUAACUUGACGCGAAUCAGUCCUCGGA
Toxoplasma gondii ME49 is the source of this 6365-nucleotide messenger RNA. RefSeq lists its product as hypothetical. The record is from RefSeq and is a predicted model, not a curated record. Gene Ontology annotation, biological process: transmembrane transport. NCBI's taxonomy places the organism in Eukaryota, Apicomplexa, Conoidasida, Eucoccidiorida, Sarcocystidae. Gene Ontology annotation, molecular function: transmembrane transporter activity. The transcript is spliced from 11 exons. The coding region runs from base 1907 to 5101 and encodes 1064 amino acids. Gene Ontology annotation, cellular component: membrane.